Messenger RNA from Monoraphidium neglectum, 2343 nucleotides. RefSeq lists its product as hypothetical. Lineage: Eukaryota; Viridiplantae; Chlorophyta; Chlorophyceae; Sphaeropleales; Selenastraceae. The coding region runs from base 1 to 2343 and encodes 780 amino acids. The transcript has 11 exons. The record is from RefSeq and is a predicted model, not a curated record.
AUGGCGGCGCCGCACUACGCGCGGCCACAACAGUAUGGGUCGUCAGGUGGCGAUGAGGACCGAUACUAUGAGGGCGAGCAUGAACGCCCCGAUACCAUAGGCGCGUACUACGCGCCCCAGGACGGCGGUGACGACGCGACCGGCGGCGUGCGUCUGCGUGACCGACACCAGUCGUUCCGCUCCGCCGCCAUCGCGCGCCUGCCAUCCCAACGCGGCCCGCCCGUCGGCUCGGCACCGCCGCGCAGCCCAUCAGGACUGUCUGCGGCGGCCAGCGGGCUCGCCCUCGAUGACGCCGCGAUGGCGGCCGCCGCAGCGCGCAAGUUCCGGCGCCGCUGGGACGAGCCCUCCGGCGGGGGCGGCGGCAGCGGCGGUGGCGGUGGCGGCCCGCCUUUUCGGGAGGAGGACGUGCGGGGUGCGGGCGCCGGCAGCGACGCCGGCGCGCCACAGCGAGGCCCGGGGAACACAGGGCACCUCGUGCGCAUGCGUCGGUCUGAGGCGUGGGGCAAGUUUCUAGCCUACGAGGGCUCCUGCCAGGUGUGCAUGGUGGAGGGCGCCAAGGGCAACCAGGACGCCGCCUACUUCCUGUCCAGCGGGUGCGCCCCCCUGCGCUCCGGGCUGGGCAUCACGUCGCUGCUGCUGCCUGCUGUGCUGCCGGCGCACCUGGCGGCUAGCGAGGGCGGCAGCAUUGACCUCGGCAACGAGAUCGUGUGGGAUGACUGCGACGCGGACAAGCGGCUCAGCGCAGGCGCCUUUGUCAACCGCAUGAGCGUCAUCAAGCUGCGUGUUGCCAAGCUUUCGCUGCCGGGCCGUGGCGCCGGGUGGUGGAACAAGAUCACCUGCAAGAAGGGCGCCCCUUACAGCCAGAUCACCGUGCACAUGCGCCUCACGCCCAUCGACCCCCUCGCGCCCGUGGACGUGCGCUUCAGGCUGGGCUCUGGUGGCGCCGUGCUCCCUGGCAGCCCCAACUAUGAGCUGCAGCCGGACUGUGGCAACAGAGACAUCGUGCUGGAGGUGUCGGACGGAUACGGCGUGCUGGCACGGGGAGCCGUGUCGUGCAAGCGCCUGUGGCAGAUCGGGAUGGAGCACGCCCCCCUGGCCGACGGCGAUGAUAGCGCCGGCGCUGGCUUUGAGGACGACGAGGCGCCCAUGCCCGGGGCCGAUGGCGGCGUGAGCGCCAGCACGGCGGGGGUUGGCGGCGGCAUCUGCAGCUGGUUCAAGGAGGACGGCGGCCAGGUGCCCCUGCGCGCCGGCGCUACCGGCAUCUGGGUGACAGUGUUUGGCGAGGGCGGGUCGGCGGGGCAGGUGCUGCUGUCGAUAUCGCGGCUGCAGCGCGAGAUGCCGCCGGCGGACGGCGGCGGUGACGUCAGCGGCGCGGGGCGCGGGACGCUCAAGGUCAGCUCCUGCCAGGCGUAUGACUACCUGCUGAUGGCGGCGCUCAGGGCGCAGCUCUGCGACGAGCGCCGCCUGGAGGUGUCUGGCGAGUGGUCGUGGCUGCUAACGGCGUUUGCGGGGCACUAUGGCGUGCGCAGCAACUACGCGACCAUGAGCCACCUGCGCUGGGUGCUUAAGCCGGGCGUGGCCAGCGUGAGCAGGCCGUGCUUCGACCUGCUGGCGCGGCAGCUGCGGCCGCUGCUGGAGCAGGAGGCGAUGGGCGGCAGCCUCACGCAGCAGGAGUCCACGAUGCUGACGCGCAUCAAGCGCGACGCGGAGGAGCUGCUCAAGCUCUGCUUUGAGAACUACCACCUCCUCUCCAGCUCGGCGCGCAAGGGCAUAUUGGAGGCGACGGCGGGGCUGACCAACCACCCGGGCGGCGCGGGCGGGGAGUUCCCGCCGGAGGCGCUGGUGGCGGGCAUGGGGCUGCUGGAGGUGAUGCGCGACGUGUUCCUGCCCAGCGAUGCAGAGUGGCUCACAGACAGGUUCCGCCUGGCCGCCAAGUCGCGCUGGGCGCGGCUGGCCAUGUCGUGCGACGACGGCGCGCAGCAAGAAGCGUCGCCCGCCAACCCGCUGCUGGCAGCCCCCCUGCGGCAGGCGCUCAGCGGCAAGGCCGCACCAGGCGGCUCGCCCGCGGGCAAGGCGGCGGCGCUCUACGGCCGCAUGAGCCAGGUGGCGGCCGCCAUCGUGCAGGACAUCGAGUACGACCGGCGCCUGCAGGACGUGCCGCGCCUGCUGCCCAGCGCCCUCACCCUGCCGGCCAUCACCGCGGCGGAGUACUGCGCCAACUACGUGGCGCAGCUGCGCGCCGUGCUGGGGGCGGCGCCCCCGCACCAGCCGACUGAGGUUGCGAUUGACAUGCUGGUGGCGGUGGCGGGCCUGCAGAGGUGCGCGUGUGAAGAGGGCAGAUGA